Hypanus sabinus (Atlantic stingray) is the source of this 3381-nucleotide messenger RNA. RefSeq names its product SRSF protein kinase 3 (gene srpk3). Lineage: Eukaryota; Metazoa; Chordata; Chondrichthyes; Myliobatiformes; Dasyatidae. Bases 1 to 2097 code for a protein of 698 amino acids. Gene Ontology annotation, molecular function: protein kinase activity; ATP binding. The record is from RefSeq and is a predicted model, not a curated record. Gene Ontology annotation, biological process: spliceosomal complex assembly; protein phosphorylation; regulation of mRNA processing. The transcript is spliced from 16 exons.
AUGGCAUCACCUCAGAAGCUGCCCCCCCAGUCACCCACUGGCCACAGCAGAGACAUCUGCUGCCCCCCGCAUCAGAGCCAGAGCCAGAGUGAAAGCAGCUCAUCCUCGAUGGGGCGAGGACGGGCCGCGCGCGGGAUGAGCGCCGGCGGCGGUAGGGCGGAGGCGGCGGCGGCGGCGGCGGUGGCCCCGGUCGUCCCGGUCGUCCCGGUCCCGGUCCCCCCGGUCCCGGCCCCGGCCGAGGCCACUCGGAGCAAGAAGAAUCGCAAAAAGGGGCGGCGGAAACGCCGGGAGAGCGGAGUCGCCGGGCCCCAGGUCGUCCAGUGUGAGGAGCCCCCGGUUCCACAGCCUGUCACCCCACAACCUUCAGAACUACUGGGAUCUGAUGAUGAGGAGCAGGAAGAUCCCUCAGAUUACUGCAAGGGCGGGUAUUAUCCGGUGAAGAUUGGAGACCUAUUUCACAGCCGUUACCAUGUCAUCCGCAAACUGGGCUGGGGCCAUUUCUCUACCGUCUGGCUCUGCUGGGACAUUCACCGGAAACGGUUCCUGGCCUUGAAGGUGGUGAAGAGUGCCCCUCAUUAUACGGAGACGGCUCUCGACGAGAUCAAACUGCUGAAAUGUGUCCGUGACAGUGACCCCAGUGACCCUAACCGGGAGAUGAUUGUGCAGCUGAUCGAUGACUUCCGGAUCUCUGGUGUGAAUGGUCUCCAUGUCUGCAUGGUGUUUGAGGUGUUGGGUCAUCAGCUGCUGAAAUGGAUCAUCAGGUCCAACUACCAGGGUCUACCCAUCCCCUGUGUGAAGAGCAUCCUCCGGCAGGUGCUGCAGGGACUACACUACCUCCACACCAAGUGUAAGAUCAUCCAUACUGAUAUCAAGCCUGAGAACAUCCUGCUGGCUGUGGACGAGGUCUAUGUCAGGCACCUGGCUGCCGAGGCCACUCUGUGGCAGCAGGCUGGAGCCCCCCCACCCUCAGGCUCCUCAGUCAGCACAGCUCCACAAGAGGUUCAGGCAGGCAGGGUGUCAAAGAACCGAAAGAAGAAACUGCGGAAGAAACAGAAGAGACAACGGCAGUUGCUGGAGGAGCGGCUGCUGCACCUCCAGCACGUCGAGCAGCUCGAGGAGGCGGCCUCUGUCGGCCUCACUCACCUCCGGCUCCACGGCCUCUUCCCGGGGUUACCCAACUCGCGACUCCACGCUCAGACCGCUGCCGAGUCUCCCGACCAGCCCCCAGGGAGCGAGGAGCCGCCACUGGGAACGGGGAAGCUCCCACCCAGUAGUCCGGAGGUGGCGAAAGAGCCGCUGGGCGCCGACGGGUGUGAGCGUGAUCUCCCCAGGGGAAUCCUCAGCCCUCAGAUCCCCUCGUCCCCCGGCUCCGAGGUGUGUAACGGGUACGUGAGCGCCGGCCGCUUCCUGAGCCCCGACUCGGAGGUGUCGGGCUUCUCCAGCUCCCUGCUCUCCACACAGUCCAGCUCCACGUUCUCCGGCUCGUCCAGCGGCCGGACCAGAGCCACCCCUGGAUCCCCCAUGGGGGACCACCACCCAGACUCGUUCAGUGCCUCGGACUUCCUAACGAACCCGCUGGACCCUCGGAACGCAGGCAACAUCCGGGUGAAGAUUGCCGACCUGGGAAAUGCCUGUUGGGUGUACAAACACUUUACAGAGGACGUGCAAACACGACAGUACCGGUCGCUGGAGGUGUUGCUAGGGGCUGGGUACGGGCCGCCCGCUGAUAUAUGGAGCACGGCCUGUAUGGCCUUCGAGCUGCUGACAGGCGAUUAUCUGUUUGAGCCGCACUCGGGAGAAGAUUACACUCGUGACGAAGACCACAUCGCUCAUAUGAUCGAGUUGCUGGGCAACAUCCCAGUACAGUUUGCGUUAUCCGGACGAUAUUCCCGGGAAUUCUUCAAUCGCAGGGGGGACCUGCGCCAUAUUAAGCAGCUGAAGCCUUGGCCACUGUACGAGGUUCUGGUGGAGAAGUAUGACUGGCCACUGGAGUUAGCCGCUCAGUUCACUCAGUUCCUGCUGCCCAUGCUGGAGUAUGUACCCGAGCACCGGGCCAGCGCCCUCGACUGCCUCCGGCACCCCUGGCUCAGUUCCUGACCAGAGUGGCUGGGAUGCCCCGGGCUGAGAGAGAGAGAGCACUGACCCACAGGAACCCCUAACUUUGAAUGUCUCCAACGUGCCUGGCUCAGCUCCUGCACACAGGCUGAGAGAGAGGAACUCAGUCUGAAACGGGUACCCCGCCCCACUGGCCUGGAGGGAAUGUCCCAGGGAUCUCAGCUCAACUCCGGAACUGGCCAGGGUACUGCAGGGCAAGAGAGAGAGGGAGACCACUGCCCCCACUGGAACCCCAGCUCAGCUCCAGACAGAGGGAGACCACUGGCACUACGGGAACCCCAGCUCAGCUCCUGAACAACCCCUACACCAAACCCAGACAGAGGGAGACCACUGGCCCUACGGGAACCCCAGCUCAGCUCCUGAACAACCCCUACACCAAACCCAGACAGAGGGACCACUGGCCCCACUGGAACCCCAGCUCAGCUCCUGAACAACCCCUACACCAAACCCAGACAGAGGGAGACCACUGGCCCUACGGGAACCCCAGAGCUCAAGUGUCUCAGGCAGUUCAGCUCCUGACCCGGCUGGCAUACCAAGAGAGCGAGCACUGCCCUGUGGGAACCCCAGCUCAGCUCUUGAACAACCCCUACACCAAACUGAGGCGGAGGGAGAACACUGCCCUGUGGGAACCCCAGCUCAGCUCUUGAACAACCCCUACACCAAACUGAGGCGGAGGGAGAACACUGUCCUGUGGGAACCCCAGCUCAGCUCCUGAACCAGCCAUACCCUGGACUGAGACAGAGGGAGAGCACUGGGAACCCCAGCUCAUAGCCCUCAACUUCCCCCAGCACCCUUUGUUCUGAUCCUGACCCUGGUACCCAGAGAGCGGGAGCACUUUUCCAAGAGGAGCCCUGACUUAAUCCACUCCAGUGGGAGGACAGUUUCCCACCAGGACUCCCAGCCAUUGGCUGUCCAGUGGUCUGAUAACAGGGAGGGUGGGGAGGGUAGCGGUCUGUCCUUCCCCCUCCCCACCUGACUACAAUGUCCCGGUGCUCUAACCCUGCAGGGUGAGAGGGCUGUGACUUGCAAUGCAGCCUAGAGUCGGUGUGAUGACUCAGACAGGGGAGGGGAGAAUUCAGGGCCCCCUCCGUACCUGACUGUGGUGUCCCAGUGCACUGACCCUGUGGGGGUGGCAGGAGUCUACCCUGAGCAGGAUGAAGAGUUUCCACAUCGCAUGUACCUCUCACCGGGACUGGCAGCCCGUCUAACUCAUUGUAUGAUAUUUUCUUUUCACUGAACUUUCAUUAAAUUAUUAAUCAACUCCUA